AUGUGUUUCCGAGGGACUUCCCAGGCGCGUUCAAUUUUUUGUUUAAAAACCAGCUUCAUUUCAUAAUUCUUAUUUAAUUAUAUCUUUGACCACGAGCUAAAACGAUCUCGAAUAUCAUGGAAUCAAAAAAUUUUUUAACUCUUACAGUAUACGUUUUGAUUUUAUUCGUGUCGAUCGAAAAUAUAUUUACGUUAUCAAUUUCCUGUAUCAACUUUGAAAAUAAAACUGGUACAGAGAUUCCUAAUAUCGUGAGCAGAAAGGAAUGGCAAGCUAGACCACCGAUUGCCCGAGAGUUAAUGGACAAAACGCCAAAACCUUACGUGGUCAUUCAUCACGGAGGGAUAACUCACUACUGUUACGAUGUGAAAACGUGCUCAGCGAUCGUGAGAGAAUACCAAAACUUGCAUUUGGACGAACGAGGCUGGUACGACAUUGGUUAUAGUUUCGUUAUAGGCGAAGAUGGAAAUGCUUACGAGGGUCGAGGCUGGGAUUACGUUGGAGCUCAUGCACCUGGUUAUAACACGCAGAGCAUUGGAAUAUGCAUCAUCGGUGACUUCAGUAAUAGACUUCCCAACAAUGCAGCUCUGAAGACAUUAGAAGCUUUGAUCAAAUACGGAGUGUCCCUUGGCAAAAUCAGUCAAGAUUACCAUAUUAUAGGACAUCGACAAACUAAAAAUACUCUUUGUCCAGGCGAUAAAUUUUACGAAUACGUUCAAAAGUUAGCACGAUGGACGGCUAGACCAGUACCAAAAAAUUCGACAACAUCAUGAUCAUGUAAAUGACAAUUGUUGGAGAAAUGAAAAUAUAUCGAUGAAUAAUGAUAAAGCUUAAUAUAUUUUACAAUAUAAUAUAAAUAAUAUAUAUAUAAUAUUAUAUAUAAUAUAUAAUAUCAAACAAUAAACAAUAGAUAAUAUAUUGAAAUACUUAUAAAUAAUAAUUAUAAUAAUUAAAAUUACAAACUUAAUUGCAAUUUAACAAUAAAUAGAAAGAUUAAAAAAUUGUCUUUAUUAUGUUAAGGAAAUUUACAGUAUUUAUAUCGUAUUGAUAAAAAAAUACAAUUAGCGAUAAUUAAAUAUAAAAAUUAGUUGCAAUUUA
Apis dorsata (giant honeybee) is the source of this 1095-nucleotide messenger RNA. RefSeq names its product peptidoglycan recognition protein-like. Gene Ontology annotation, biological process: peptidoglycan catabolic process; innate immune response. The coding region runs from base 117 to 770 and encodes 217 amino acids. The transcript is spliced from 3 exons. Lineage: Eukaryota; Metazoa; Arthropoda; Insecta; Hymenoptera; Apidae. Gene Ontology annotation, molecular function: zinc ion binding; peptidoglycan binding; N-acetylmuramoyl-L-alanine amidase activity. The record is from RefSeq and is a predicted model, not a curated record.